CAAAUCCGUGUACAAAUAGUCCCCUUUUGGAGGAAGGAAAAAGAAAAACCACUGAGAGAAAAAUAAAAAACAAAAACAACUGCAAAAAAAGAGAAGAGAAGAGAACUAGAAAGCGUAACAGAGAAGAAGAAGGCGUAGAGAAAAAGAUUAUGAGCAGCUUUUCAAUGAAAUCUGAUGAUAAAAAGGAGAAGCCAGCAGUAGCCAUGUUAGCUGCAGAAGCGCCCAAGACAAACGCUGCCAUGGAAACGCAGUCUGCUAACGGCGGCGGUAGAAAAACGCGGAAACGCAACCGCAAAAUCUGUAUCUGCAUUACUCUCCUUAUCAUCAUCCUCGUCAUCUUUAUCGUCCUCCUAGUCUUAGCCCUUACUCUGUUCAAAGCCAAACGCCCAAUCACCACCAUCGAUUCCGUAGCCGUGGAUCGAUUCCAAGCUUCCGUCGAUCCACUUGCUCUCAAGGUCAAUCUAAACCUAACGCUCCGCGUCGAUUUCUCCUUGAAAAACCCUAACCGCGUCGGAUUCAGCUACGAUUCUUCGUCGGCGUUACUUAAUUACAGAGGCCAAUUGAUCGGUGAAGCGCCUCUCCCGGCGAGUCGAAUCGGGCCGGAGAAAACGAAGGCGAUGAACCUAACGCUGACGCUAAUGGCGGAUCGAUUACUCGCCGAAUCGCAGCUUCUCUCUGACGUCAUGGCUGGGGUGAUCCCGCUCAACACCUUCGUUAAAGUCGCCGGAAAAGUAAGCGUUCUCAACAUCUUCAAGAUUAAAGUCCAAUCGUCUACUUCCUGCGAUCUCAACAUCUCUGUUUCGAAUCGCAACGUCACGAGUCGGCACUGUAAGUACUCGACUAAGCUGUGAUUCUCAUCUUCACUAGAAGAAAGGAAUCUGAAAAGCUUUUAAUUUUUAUAGAUCUACACUCGUUGUCUUCUUGUUUUGAUGGGGUUUUGUUUGUUUUUUGAAAUCUUUUGAUCUUGUGUAUGUAUGUAUUAUUCGCUUUAGAAACAAAUAAAAUUGAAAAGGCAUUGUU
This is a messenger RNA of Eutrema salsugineum, 1020 nucleotides long. RefSeq lists its product as uncharacterized. The transcript has a single exon. Bases 150 to 851 code for a protein of 233 amino acids. Gene Ontology annotation, cellular component: plasma membrane. The record is from RefSeq and is a predicted model, not a curated record. Lineage: Eukaryota; Viridiplantae; Streptophyta; Magnoliopsida; Brassicales; Brassicaceae.